UAGCAAGCACAAGGCCCUGGGUUCAGUCCUCAGUUCAGAAAAAAAAAUUUGUUUUUAAACAAAAAAGAUACCUCCUUUUAAAAAAAUGCAGACAGAGAAUUCUGGCUCCCGGUUCCUUGUUACCUCUUCUAAAAGAGCACCUCUGCCUGGAAGCUAUAUGUGAGGACAUGACUAAAAUUGAGGCACCCCCUGGACACCUUCUAGGUGGGCCAACUUGAUUGACACCUGCCCCUUCCCUCACCUCAAUUUCUGCUUUAAAACCCCCCAAACUAGCAGCUCAAUGAAACCCCAUCUCCUGGGACUUGCUCCUGUUAUUCAGGAGCUCUGCCUUCUGUCUAGCUCCCUAUAAUAAAACUUCUAAGUCUCACCCUUUGUGGUUCAUGAAUUUCAUUCUUCCAAGUCCAGAGAUUGAGAACUAAGUCACUAACUCAAUGGAAGUUUUGUGUGACCAUGAGUUUCCAGGGCCCUGACUCCUGAGUUAACACCCACCUGAGGCCAAGGUGAGGGAGGAAUGCCUUUGUGGAAUUCAGAGACACCCUCAAAGACAAGCCCACCCUUUCAUUUCAGGACAAUGUGAGAUAAUCAAAAAGAAAAAAUCACUGUGAUUGAAACUAAACAAUGCAAUCUGAAAGAAACAAUGACCCACUGCAGGAGGUCCACAGUGAAGGAAGUGACCUAGAUGACUGCGCCAACAGAGAGGUUCCCAGUGUGCUGUACAGGGAUAUGGAUGCCUAAGCCACCACAUAGACACCACUCAGGUUGCUGGAUAGGGCCAAUCCAGUACCCAGGGGCAGCCCUCUUGCUGCCCCUAGUAUAGGACCCCAAGUGACUGCCUACAUGAUACACCCAGGUCAACUCCCAGGUCACGUCCCAUUCCCAGGGGACUGCCCACACAAGGACCCCAGACCAGGCUGAGUCUUCAAGGAGUUACUAGAAUAUAGCCCCCAAGGGCAAACCCUUUACUAAAGGGACCUAUCAUAAUGCUCAGAGAAGAUUCGUUAUCUAGGGGACCACACACAGGCAACUGCCUAAUGAAGGGCCAGUACCCAAAAUGCCUCCUUGCUUACCUCAUGGCAGAACCAGAGCCCUGAGAGCUGUUCUCAUGCUCGAAAUAAUAAUAAGGCUGCUGACCUCACACUGCCCCUAGGAUAGGCCCACAACCAAGAGGGUUGCCCACAUCUGCCCUGAGGGCAGGCCACACCUAGGAGGCCAACUGCACAUUGCCCCCAAGUGUAGGCCCAGUACUAUUGGGGCCGUCUCUUUCUAAAUUCAGGGCAGGUACAGUAUCCUGGAAGCCACUGGCACACUGAACCCCAUGUCAGGCCCAGUACCCUGGGGGCCACCUAUACAUUGCCCUCCAGUGUAGGCCCAGUACUCCAUGACUGAGUGCAUGUUACCUUCAGAUUAGGCUUGGUCCCCAUGUAGCCAUGUACACACUGCCCCCAAGGGAAGGCCCAUUAUCCAGAGGAUCAGAUGCAGGCUGGACCAGUUAAAGUCCAGUCCCCAGAGGUAUUCGCACAUUUUUUCUCAGAGGCCCUGUGCCACAUACUGACCUAAGUACCCACAGCGCUACUUGCAUCCUGCAACCCAUGCAGGUGUAGACCCAAUAAGCAGGGGAUGAUCCAUACUACAGUAUGGCAGACUCAGUACCCAGGAGGCAGUCCGCAUGCUGACCUGAAGAAAGGGACAGUACCCAGGGGACCACAUACAGGCUGACCCCAGUUCAGGCCCAUAGGCACACUGCCCCCAGGAUGGGACCACUUCGAAGAACGUCUCCCCCGCUGGCAAAGAAGACCGACCCAUGAGAACUGAGGAGCUCAGUAUCCCCAGCCUCACUGUAGUCUUCCUUUAUCCUUCAUCCCAACUUACAGGAUCCCAUUCUCUUCCACUCAGUGUUCUCACUUUAACAGUAGCUUCCUACAAGGCUGGAACUUCAACUUCUAUUCAGAUUCUACAUUCUAAUGAGAUUCUGCAUUUGGUUUUCAGCAAUCUCAGCUUUCCAGCUACAGGAAACAAGGUUCUCCACCAAGUCUCCUUACAAGCUUUCAGGCCUUUCAUGCAGCACAUGAGCUGGGAAUUCAAAUCCCCAAAUUUGUCUUUUUAUUGCACCACACUGCUCAGCAACAUGAGGAUUAAACAGCCACCUUUGUCACAUAUUUGUUAAAUUUCCAAAUAUGAUUACAAGUACCACAGUCACCAGGAAGCCUACCACUUACUGAAAGCCUCCCACCAUGCACAAUGCUAAAUAACUUACUAAGAGGCCUCACAACAACCCUCUGAGCACCCAGGAACAUGUGGGGUCCUCAGAAUAUGUGUGUCUUGUCUGUGUCCCACAAAUCCCAACUGUCCUGCCUGGAAUUCAACAGGACCCAGCAGGAUCCUCCUGGGGCAGAGCUUCCCAUGAUCUGAUUACAUCAAUGACAGGUAGCCUGGGUGCCCAUGGGUCUCCUCUGGAUGACAAAGGCCCAGGCAUCCUUCCCACUAACUGUAUGACCUAGUCUUAAGGAGUACAUGGACCUCCCGACACUGAAGCCAGUAAAACUUGCUCUACAUCUGCCCUGAGCCUUUAUAUUGAGGAAGCUCCCAACUUCGUCACAACUUCCCAAGAGCUUGGAAACGUCUAUACUUUUAUAAAGGAAGUGGUUGCUUUUGUGGCCCAAAGAUCUGGAGAUGAAGUGCUUCUGAUGAAAUGAUUGAGCAAGAAACCACGUCCCCUCCCCCAGGCAGGCUGUUACACCCCACUCUGGGGACUGUUUCCAGGACAGUUCCACUCCACUCGCCUUAGCCCACCACAUGCAGCCCUUCUUCGCCCAGGCAACCAUGCGGCUGGUGGUACUGCUUGCCCUCUGCUGCUUGGCUUCCAGUAUCCAUGGGGCAGACUCCACAGAGUUUUGUUCCCAACAUGUGAAACCAGGAUUUCCCAAAACAAUAAAGACCAAUAACCCAGAAGUGCUCAAAGCAGCCAGAUACAGUGUGGAAAAGUUCAACAACUGCACAAACGAUAUCUUCUUGUUCAAGGAAUCCCAUGUCAGCAGAGCCUUGGUGCAGGUGGUGAAAGGCCUGAAAUACAUGCUAGAGGUGGAAAUUGGCAGAACCACAUGCAGGAAGACUAUGCACCCCCACCUGGACAACUGUGACCUCCAGACCAACCCUGCUUUGAAGCAGAUUCUGCACUGCUACUCCGAGGUCUGGGUCAUCCCUUGGCUCCACAGUUUCCAGGUGCCUGUUCUCUGCUGCCACUGACUUCUGCCUCUUCAGCAAGACCAUGGUUGUGAUAAAUACACAACACAUGCUCCCCCUGACCUUCCACACCAGCCUGGACAUUUCAGACCCUGUGCCCUCUUACCAUUGAACAGAUGAAGUGCCAGAGGGCCCUUAGGGUGGCUAGUAUGGGAGAGUACAGUGUCUCUGGGACAGAUUAACUGUAUUAGAUCACAUUUUCUUCUAAAAUUAAUUUUCCUGAUGCUAUGCACCUAGGUUCAGGGCUGGGCAUAGGGAUAGAGUCCCCUGGUAGCAUUACUAGAAUUGGGGGUGGGGGGAGAACUGGGCAGAGUAGAAGCAAUCGACCUGAGAAGAGUGUGUGGGAGGCUCCCCCACACCCAACUCCAUGAGCACACUCUGUCUCCAUCUCUUUGUCUGCAAUUAGCACCAGACCCAAGUGUGCUGUUGAUAAGGAUGGGUAAUCAUAAAUAAAGAGUGGAUCAUCUCAA
Messenger RNA from Nannospalax galili (Upper Galilee mountains blind mole rat), 3710 nucleotides. RefSeq names its product cystatin F (gene Cst7). Lineage: Eukaryota; Metazoa; Chordata; Mammalia; Rodentia; Spalacidae. The transcript has 5 exons. The record is from RefSeq and is a predicted model, not a curated record. Bases 2794 to 3243 code for a protein of 149 amino acids. Gene Ontology annotation, biological process: immune response; negative regulation of microglial cell activation; positive regulation of myelination. Gene Ontology annotation, molecular function: cysteine-type endopeptidase inhibitor activity. Gene Ontology annotation, cellular component: late endosome; Golgi apparatus; endoplasmic reticulum.